AUGGAAACUAACACAUCAUCCAAUGUAUGCGGCAAUGUUCAUACACUUCGAAAUAUGUGGAUGUCAAAAGAAAAAGAAGAAGAAAAACCAAAACGAUCAAUAUUGCCUCCAUCUUAUUCACAUUCGAAGCAACAACGAGAACAAUCACUGAAAAAUAACAUACCGACUUUGAAAAUUACGCAUGAGACAACAAUUACUACUGAAACAACAAAAAAAGAAUCGUCAAUUAUAUUAAACAAUGAUAAAACAACUACUUUUGAACCAGUGAAAGAAGUACCAUCGAUUGAAAAGAAAAUUUCUUUAUCAAUUCCUUCAUCUCAACCUGCAAUCACUUUAAAACAUCAAACUCAAUCUAUGACAACUGUCGGCCAGGCUACAGCUACUGACAAAAAACAAAAUAUUAUUUUUAAACAUCCAAAAACGAAUGGUAUUCGUAAUUGGCAAAUAGUUCGUCUUAUUUUUCGUAGCGGUCUUGCACUUAAUCGAACAAGACGAGCAUCUGAUACUAUGGUACCAUUAUUAAUGAAAACAUAUAAAGUUAACCAACGUUCUCGUACAAAUAGUACAGAUAGUACACAUAGUCAACCACCAUUUGAAACUCUUGUUGAUUAUUUUACUCAUAAUAUAGAAUAUCACAACGAAGUUUUAUCUGUACCACAAAGAAUCAAACGUUCACCAUCGUACACAAGUUCUUGUAUGCGUCGAAAUAAACUCGAUGAAACAAUUUUUCAGUAUGAAAUGAUACUUCGUCAUUUAAAAAAUUAUGAUGAAUUUAUGUCAACACAUCCUUUACCAUCAUCAGAUUCAUUAGUUUCUACGAAACAACAACAACAAAAACUAUUUAAUACUCAACAAAUCAAUAAUAAAAAUGAAGAAAAAGAAAAAAUUCAUGAUAAAACAUUUAUUUCAAAACGACAAACACAAUCAUUAUCAAGAAAUGUUGGACGUACAUUUUCUGAAUUUAUAAUAAAUGAUCUUUUCUUAUCACCAUCAUCGAAAAAAUCACCGAAUGAACAACAAUCUAUAAGUAUUUCGCAUGCUUCAUCACAAACAGAUUUAUUUGAACCAAUUCAUAGUAUUAACAAUCAAACCAAUACUUUUUCUGAAACAGUUCGUAAUCCUGAAUCGGAUCGAAAUAAUAUCGUGACAAAUAAAGAAGAAGAAAAACAGGUUGUUUUAAAUGAAUUUGAUACUAUGCUUAAUAAUAAUGAUCAAGCAACAUCAAUAACACCUAAUAGUCAAAUCAAUGUUAUUGUUGUUAAUUUACCUACUGCGUCAAAAGAAGAGACAACAGCAUCAAGAGAAAAACCACUUAUGCAACGUUUAUUUGAAAGAAAAAAAUCUGCAUACAGUCCAGAUGAUCUUAAUAUGCAACCAAUUCGAUUACCUGAGGAAAUGAUGGAAACAUAUGAGAUUGCAAAAAAAAGGUGUAUUUUUGAUUCAGAAAAACUCAUUUAUACAACGAAAAUGAUAAAAAUUAGUCGUCACAGCUAUACACAACAUAUUCGAUUGCUUUGUAUCACAACUGAACGAUUAUAUAAUAUAACAAAAAAAAAUCCAUAUUCUAAAGAAGGUUUAUUUUUUAAUCAAAUAGUGGGUAUUACAUGUACACCAUAUAAAGAUGGUUUUAUUUGUAUUCAUACAAAAGAAUCAUAUGAAGAUCGAGGUGAUUGGCUUGUUCUUGUUGAUCAUCCAUGUGAAUUUAUUACACAAUUAUUUAUAACUAUGGGACGCAAUGAUAAUUCUGAUGAUUUUCUCAAAAUUGCAACAGAGUUCACACAUCAUCGUCGUUAUUAUGGAGAAGAAAGUUCAAUCACCUGUUUGAUCAAAGUUCAGAAAGCUGAAAGUUUUUCAAUUAAAAAAUUAAAUUAUCGAUCUGCAAUUCUUGUAAGAACAAUCAAAUAA
Messenger RNA from Rotaria sordida, 1905 nucleotides. The record is from the annotation of a GenBank genome assembly. NCBI's taxonomy places the organism in Eukaryota, Metazoa, Rotifera, Eurotatoria, Philodinida, Philodinidae.